UAGAGAUGUCUUUAUGAGACAUGCUGCUAAUCGUUACAAGGACACAAUUCACGCGAUGAAGAGUGUUAGGGAUAACAGUGUCACAGAUGAUAUUUGGGCGGCAUGGAAUGCGAUUUGGGAUACGGCUGCGGCGAAGAGGAAGUCCGCCAUCGCUCGGGCUAACAGGAUGAGUGAGCCGUCAGGGCCCGGGACUGGACCGGUGCGCCACACGGCAGGAUCGCGCUCAGCUGUGAAGCAUAUGACCGUUUUGAGUCAGGAGCUCGGUCGUCCUGCGACAUAUGCUGAGUUGCAUGUUCGUAUGCACUCGACAAAGGACGAUCGGAACAAGUUUGUCGACAAGAGGUCGCAGGAUAAGCAUGAGCGUUUCCUUGCAGAGCGUGCAGCUGCGACCCAGUCCUCCCCGGAUGAGGGCAGUUCGUCGACCCCGCAGUCCAUCGACGAGAACGAACUGUUCUUGUCUCUCGAGGCGGUGAAGAAGCAGCGGGUUUACGGAGUUGGUUCAGCUGCAGCUUCGUACAUCGCGUCAUUCAAGGGCACCGGUGUACGCCGCGGCUCAUGCUCGUCGUCCCAGCAGACUCACUCGACCGAGGAUAUCGAGGAGCGGAUCCAGAGAGAGGUAUCCGCUCGGGUGCAAGGGAUGCGGGAAGAGAUUCAGAGGGAUGUGGAGUCUUCCGUCGACGAGCGGAUUGCUGAGAGGGUCCGCUCGGAGCUGGCAAAGAUGAUGAGCACUCUACCAGAAGCCAUGCGCCCCCCGCAGCCCCCCUCAGGUCCAGAUGACGAGGAUAUUACUAGACUUUAGU
Mercurialis annua (annual mercury) is the source of this 800-nucleotide messenger RNA. RefSeq lists its product as uncharacterized. Lineage: Eukaryota; Viridiplantae; Streptophyta; Magnoliopsida; Malpighiales; Euphorbiaceae. Bases 14 to 799 code for a protein of 261 amino acids. The record is from RefSeq and is a predicted model, not a curated record. The transcript has 3 exons.